AUGGGGAAGGAGGACCUGGAAAUGGGAACCACGCCCUUGGCGACCGAAGCCAGUUCCAGUGUUUUAGGUGCUUCCAUGAUGUUGGCCUCGAUGUUCUUCCGCGACUCGCUGAGGGGUCGUCGGGCCAUUGCUCUGAGCAUCUCAGUGUUUGUUCUGCUGCUACUGGAGAUUGGCGCAGUGCUCUACUACAGUGAUGUGCAGAAGAACUACAUGACAGCUCUGCAGCAAAAGAAUGAAGAAGCCUUCUACCAUGGGCUUUGGAUGGUGGCCGCUGUGAUUGUGUUUAUCAGCCCUAUCAUCGCCCUGCACGAAUACACUUCAGGUUUGCUGAAGAUGACGUUUCGGGAGUCACUUACGAAGCGUUUCGCAGGGACCUACCUGGCUGCCCCCAAGUAUGCCGAGGGCAACCCCUUCUAUAGGCUCACGAUCACUGGGGAGAUUGACAAUCCGGACCAACGAAUUUGCCAGGAUGUGCAAGACUUUGUCCACAUAGCUGUUCACUUGGUACAAGAUGUGGUCAGGACCUUCUUGAACAUCUUCGGUUUCGCUGCCGUCCUCUAUUCCAUCUCUCCGGCGGCCUGUGUUGGAGUGUUGCUGUACUCCAUCACUGGCACGCUAGUAGCCACCACAGGUUUUGGCCCUCUGAUCGGCUUCUACCAGUUGGAGCGGGUGAAGCAGGAAGCCAACCUACGUUACGACCUCAUUCGGGUCCGCGAAAACGCGGAAUCCGUGGCAUUUUUUGAGGGGGGCGCGGCCGAAUGGUCCAAGUUUACUUCACUCUUCGACGGUUUGCUGAAUACGGUCUACCGCAGCAUCAUCGUGGCCUCCGGCUUUGGGAUGUUCAAUCGAUCCUUCCACUGGGCCACCUUUGCCAUCCCCGCGCUGUUGGUUGGCCCUGCAUAUCUCAAGGGCGAAGUUCAGUUCGGCGUCAUCUCGCAGGCAAGUAUGGCCUUCAACAUCAUCCUUGGAGCGCUGACGUUGAUCAUGGACAAGUUAGAGUCCCUCACGGAUGUGGCCGUGCGCAUCCGACGUUUAGAAGACCUUGAGUUGGCCCUGCGGCGUUGUAAGAACGAGGCGAUGCAACGCCGUCGCCCUGGGAACUUUAGCAUCGCAUCCAGUGAGACAACUCAUUCCGAAGAUCUCUUGCGCUUCAACGAGGUGACGUUGUGUACGCCGCCACGUGUGGGCAUGCGACAGCAGACGCUCUGUCAGGAACUCACCUUAGGGCUGAAAGCAGGUGAGUCCCUGUUGAUCGUCGGCGAGAGCGGCAUUGGCAAAUCCUCCCUGCUGCGCUGCUGCGCCGGGCUCUGGUCCGACGGCUGUGGCGAGGUGCAGCUCUGCCCGCGCCGCAGCGUCUUUUUCAUGCCCCAGAAGCCCUACAUGUUUUUGGGCUCCUUGAAAGACCAGCUGCUGUAUCCCAACGUGAAGGACAGUCUGUUAGGAGACGGUGAGAUUGAGCACGCCUUGAGACAAGUGAAUUUGCAUCAUUUGUUGGAGCAGCAUAGCUUAGAAGAAUCAAAGGAGUGGUCCAGUCUUUUGUCCUUGGGCCAACAGCAGCGCAUUAAUUUCGCACGGGUCUUGUUGCGGCCCGACACACAGAUCGCCCUGAUCGAUGAAGGAACGUCCGCAUGUGAUCCGGGAAACGAGGCCUUGUUGUACCGCCUCCUGAGAGAGCGACUUGCAGGAUAUGUCUCGGUGGGGCAUAGGCCCGCCCUGCAACAGUUUCAUAGCCAUGCGGACCUGCUGCCCCAUCGUUUGCGCGAUGCAGAUCAGGGCUUUGCGCCCUGGAGCGCGGUCGUACAACUUUGGACAUCCCCCUCGGCCUGGCCACAAGAUAAGGUUGAGGAGCUGAACGGCUGGUCUUUGCAAGACGCAUAUGAAGCCAACAAGAAAGGUUCCCCGGUGCCCGCGGUGCCACGUGACGGCCGUGCCCGUAGCCGGACGGACAGUGCCAGCGUGUCGCCUCGCAGGAUCAUCAAACCUAUCGCAGUCGUUCAUCGUGUACCGGCAAGAACUGCAGCAUUCGCGUUUCGCAUUUUUGGCGCUUUCUGGCGUGAUUUUUCGUCCAGCCGUGUGCGCAACAAGCGCACCAUGUGGGCUCGUCGCAUCGGUGCUCCGGACCGAUGUCCCUCGCAGACACGCGUCAUCGUGCAAAGCAUCAUGAACGGAGCCAUCGGACUAGUCGUUUACCAGUAUAUGGACAGCUUGGCUGGCGGAAAUCUUGAUUUUGCCCUCGAAAGUGUGGGAAAUAGCUCCGCCACGUGCUUGACCAGUUGGUUGCGAAGGAAUGAGAUCACUUCCUGGGCGGAGGCUGAAACUUGGACCAAGUGGUUCAAGUACCAGGCUGAUUCCAGCACGUAUGUGCACAAGCACACCUGCAAUCCCUUUCCAGUCUCCGCCCUCAACCAGACUUGCGCCACUAUGAGCGUCCCCGUCUAUGAAUUCGACAGUAAGUUGGGAUACCCCUUGGGCCCCGGCGAAAAGCCGAGCUUCAACAACGAUCUACUGUAUGCUUUUGCAUAUACCUUCCUGGUUCUUGGGAUCUUGAAUUUGAUCGGCUUUGCUGUGCAUGAUAUCACCCUCCUCUCUAGGAGAAAUCAGAACUACAUCCUAGAUUUGCCUGCCUUCAAUCAAGGCUUUCCUCUCUUCAAGAAAUUUGCUAUGUUGUCAGGUAUCAACAUCGUGCCUAAACUCUUUAGUAUCGAGGGCACCGGGCGAACAUUGGCCAUUGCCAUAGGCAUCGUGCUGACUCCGUUCAUUGCAGUGUGGUCUCUUCUUUUUCUAGUUGGGAUCAUUACGCCCUUCAUGGUGCUCCUCUUCUUUCGAUAUCCAGUACGAUUGAGCCGCUUCGCGGUAUUUCUGACCUUGCUGGCCACCUCUGUCUUCGGCCUGACGAUGACCAUCAUCCCGUUGGUGUACCUGGGGAACUUGAACGAGCGACCUCGCUAUGCGCUAGUCUACCGGGUGACCGACUACGAGCCCGGAGAAUGCUAUUGUGGUUGCUCCUACUUCAUCAACGCAGCCAGUUUGAUCCGCAUUUCGGCCAUUGGUUUUGGCGUCACCUUUUCCUCGUGUUUGUCGGCCUUCCGGUGCUUGAAGGGCUUACGAAGGGCCCAGUGGGCCAAUUUGAUGUCAGUGUUGUUCCCGGUGCCUGUGACCGUGUACUCCGUCUUUUGGACGACACCUUCAGGAGAUCCCAUCCAGCAUCGGAAGGAGGGAGAGCCAGUACAGAGCGAGAUGGCGUUCGAUCCCUUCGCACUCAUGGAUGAACAACCUGAGAGUAGAUACACAACGGUGACGCUCAAGCCUGAGUAUGCCUAUGAUGUAGAUGCGGCCGGGCGUUGGAAGCCUCUGGGCGAUCGCGUCAUGGAUGGCCCCACAUUGCCAGAGUUGAAAAAGGGUGAAUUCUUCAAGCAACCGACAGAGGUCAUCGGUUGCUGCGGUUUUCCAUGUCUCACCGGCGGUUACCAGGUGAUCUACAUGAGCGAUUCGGAGGAGGAGGAAGCGCAGGAAGAGCCGAAAGGAAGAGCCAUCUCCCCCGUAGUGGCGGGCACUCGCACCAACAGCACCGGCGGCGAUGCCCAGCAAGUGACGUCCAGCAAGACCGGCAGGUCAUCCUUCAGGAAAGCCCUGACGGCCAGGUCCCGAGCUGGCUCUACGGAUUCCAUCAAAGAAAAGCGAAUACAACGCAUAGCGCACCUUGCGCCGGCGUUGAAAGUGCGGGAGUGCCCAUCACAGAAUUCCUCCUGCUCCAACACUCCUUUGCCUACGCCUUUGCCCAGUCCGUUCAGCCUCGCUGCUGUGCCUGCCCGGGAGGUGAAGCUGCCCGUCGUGUUGGAUCAAGGCAUUGAGUCGGCUCCGCCGUGUUUGUUUGGAAGAGAUUUCAGCGACGAUGCCAACUACAAGUGCUCCUUGUGAUGGCCGCCGAAAGGCGACGAAGGAUGGAAAGGUUGGGAAAACCUGGACCACAUCAAAAAUUA
Molecule: messenger RNA, 3980 nt
Organism: Cladocopium goreaui
Lineage: Eukaryota; Dinophyceae; Suessiales; Symbiodiniaceae
Source: the annotation of a GenBank genome assembly